Molecule: messenger RNA, 8383 nt
Organism: Acanthoscelides obtectus
Lineage: Eukaryota; Metazoa; Arthropoda; Insecta; Coleoptera; Chrysomelidae
Source: the annotation of a GenBank genome assembly
GGACGAGGGGUAGCAUGAAGUUUUUUUGGAGAUUAGAGGAGCAGUUGGAAGAUGAUAGAAGAUGUCUUCAGUAAUGCUGAUAGACCGCUCCGCCAAUUCGGCCUACCCGCUCAUCUAAAAAAGCGCAAAAUCGACCAAUCGCACUUGCCAAGCAUGGCCGCCGUCGCUAAGAGCUUCACGAAACUGGAAACAUUGGAUGACAAGAGACGGAAAAAGGCUGCCGAUGAAGCUAAGUCCUUGCUAUUACCUCAGAAGAAACGAGUCCUUCCUACUUCAAAUACUUCUAGUCCUAUCAAAAAAUCUCCCAAAUUGUCUGAUGAGGGUGCACCAGAAGAAACUUUGAUCAGGGAAACGGAAGCUGCAUUGAAGAACCUUUCAGGAAGCUGGCAUGGCUCUAGAGGAGGAUAUGCUACUCAACAGGAGGAUACACCUGCUUUUGAAAAUUUAUUUGAUGAAAAGAAAGCUAAUGUAAAACUAUCACCAAGCUCUGUUUCUAAUAGCAGCUCUGAUAAUGCUUGCUCGCUAAAGGAUGUGAUAACAUUAAGAGAACCACAUGAACAUGAUGACAGUAAUAGCGACAAGUCUAGUGAAAGCAACAACAAAAAAGGUGGUGAAGGUAAAAAGACAUACCAAAGCCCAGACUUCAACGAGUUGGUGGACGAAAGUUCCAACGAACUAGAGAUCGACAUGUCUGAAUCUGCUUCAGAGAAGAAUGAAUCCAGCGAAGACCCCAAGAACCAAAGGUCCAAGAUACCUAAAUAUCCAACCAGUGACUCUGCCUUCCAUAGCUAUCCUAGGACAUCCUCAACGACAUCACCUUUUUCAACCACAUCUGCCUUCAGGCCGCCUCAGUCCAAAAAUCCGCCACUCGGUCCAUUUCCAGCUGAAGCUACGUUUGUAGCUUAUCCUGGUGAAGCUGAAGACAAACAAAAAAAUGUAACUCCACUAAAACCCAGCGAAGCUCAGGCUGAAGCUCAAGUGAAAAGUCCUGAAGGUGCAAGUAAACAGUACACGAUACUACAACCUGCAGGAUUAGGAUCAAGGGCUGCAAGCACGCUACAAGAAGUGCAAAGGGAAGGAGUACCAAGUGUUGCGGCAGUAAGUGGGAGCGAGAGUGGAGCGAAAACCACUUCUGUAACCACUAUACCUACGGGAACGCUUUCACCAAAUAGUAUUGGCAGAGAAGGAAGCAAAUGUCCGACACCUGGCUGCACAGGACAGGGACAUGUGACAGGACUCUAUUCACAUCACAGGAGUCUUUCGGGAUGUCCCAGAAAGGAUAAGGUUACACCAGAAAGUGGUUGCCAAAGCGAGUUUUCCUCAAGCUACGAAGGAGGCAAGAGAUCACCAAGCUCUGCAGACGUAAAACCCAGUUAUCUAGUGAACUACGGUAAUGCUCCUGGUAGUACAACGGAACAGAAGCCUAACUUCGAUCAGUACUAUCCAAAAGCGGAGCCUAUCAAACCGGAUCCCAUGAAGGUACCCAAAACUGAGAUCACCACCGCUAGCUGUUGCAGCGUCAGUCAAGAACAACAGCUUUUGGUGCCGAAAACGGAAAUCAGUAGUUCUUGUCGGUCACCACCUUCAAACAUGAGAUCACACUACGAACCUUAUAUGAACCAAGACUCAAAUUCCUCAUCAAUAUCCAGUAUGGAUGCCAUGAACUCCAGAAAUCACCAAAUUCAUCCAAAUGCUCCCCACAUGGGAUCUCAUCAUAGUCAACAAACAGGGUAUAACAUAGAACACAGAUCACCUUACCAUCAAUCGCCGAUGUCAGAAGAGAUGUAUCACAGAGAAAGAUCAUAUGCCGAAAUGAAUGACGGUUUAGCUAGACCCGUGGUUACCUACUCCAAUGAAAUAGUUAAUAGAUCAUAUGAUUCGUCUAUGAUCAAUGCAGGUCACAGGCCUUAUGAUCCAGGCAGCAACAAUUUUGAGAGGUACGACUCGGGCCAAUGUGUGUCACUACAACAGCCUCUAGGACCUCCUAGGGUGCCACCACAGGGUAUGUAUGGAUAUCUGGAAGAGCCUCAAGACCAAAGAUAUGCGCAGGAAGCAGCUGCUCAGCAACACCAAAUUGCUGUCGCUAAUGCACAGAGUAUGAUGAAGCAGGAAGACCAAGAACCUACCGGACCACUGUAUCCAAGACCCAUGUACCAAUAUGAAACCAGUAGUGGCACCCCAGGAGGGGGCGGAGGAGCUAGUACAGGGGGUGGGCCUACCAGUGACGGUACCGGAACACUCCCAGUGGGGUUUUCUGCCAUCAACCUGUCAGUGAAAUGCGUCACGACACACACGGGGGCUCUGAAAGGACCUCACACUUCCCCUGGAGGCACUGUUAUCGACCUGAGUACAUCCAGUGUGACUAGUACCAGUCCGCAGGUGGCUUAUAGUUCACCUCACUAUGGUGGUGCAGGAGGUCAAAGAGUUGGUGGCAGCCCUCAAGCAGCAGCCAGUCCUCAUCUAUCAGCAAGCCCUCAAGUCCCAAGUCCUCAAGGACAAACACUUGACCUUAGCGUCAGUCGACUCUCCCAUGGAGGCGUACGACCCGUGGUGACUUUUGCACCAACAGCUGCUUCAGGUGGUCCAGUAUUAGCCCCUACAGCACCAUCUGGGUACAGCAGAGAGUCGACACCUGAUUCGGGAGGUAGCCACUACAUGGAUGCUUAUAGGGAUCCCGCAGGUUACGGUCCAAUGAGCCCCCACCCCGGCUACGGCAUGCCAGUAUCCUCAGCAGCAGCGGCGGCGGCAGCUGCAGCGGCAGCUGCGGCAGAAUACGCAGUUAGCGCCGCCUCUGCAGCCCCUUACGCCUCUCCAUAUGCCCCUCCAGCAGGAGGCGGCGCGGGGGGCGGCUACCCCUGUACGGCCGCAGGGUACCCCCCACCACCGCCGGGAGCGGUCACCACAGCUGGCGGUUACCCGGUACCGCCCACUCCAGGCGGGUAUAGUCCCGGAGCUUGCUACAGCAUGCCGCCGCCUCAGCAUUCGUUGGGACAGCAUGAUAAGCAGCCUGGGAAGGAUGGCCUCUCCGGUUGUCCAAGAGCGGACCGUUCUCAGAUCCAGGCGCACUCUCAAGAAUUAAAAUGUCCUACUCCUGGCUGCGAUGGAUCUGGUCAUGUAACCGGGAAUUACUCCUCACACAGAAGCCUGUCUGGAUGUCCUAGGGCGAACAAACCCAAGAGCAAGCCUAGAGAUGGACAAGACUCAGAACCCCUAAGCGCCUCUGGUUGCCCAAUCGCUAACCGCAACAAGAUGCGCGUGUUGGAAAGCGGCGGCUCCGUAGAACAACACAAAGCAGCAGUCGCGGCGGCGGCAGCGGCGUCCGCCAUGAAAUUCGAAGGAGUGAAUUGCCCCACCCCAGGAUGCGACGGUACUGGACAUGUCAAUGGAUCUUUUUUAACGCAUCGCUCGCUUAGCGGAUGCCCUGUUGCUGGACAGACUGUUAAGAAGCCAAAAUAUCCAGAUGAAGUUGCUGGAUUCUACUCCAAAGGAUAUACAGGUAUAGAACAAAAUCCCAAUAACGGAGAGGAUCUCAUGACUCUCGAAGCUGAAAUCUCGGAACUUCAGAGGGAGAACGCUAGAGUCGAAUCUCAGAUGAUCAAGCUAAAAUCUGAUAUCAAUGCUAUGGAAAGUCACCUUGGACACAGCGAAAAGGAGACACAAGCGCUGGCUCAGCGUACCACCAACCUCAACGAGUACUACGAGAGCCUGCGCAACAAUGUCAUCACCUUGCUGGAGCACGUCAGACUUCCGCCAGGCAGCGGCCAACCUGGCGCUGCUCCUGGAGGUCAGGGAGGUCACCUCCAGCCUGUUUCGGGAGAAAAGCUGGGGCAGGAGAACUUUGACUCGUACCUCAGCAAGCUGCAAACGCUCUGCACUCCAGAUGGGUACUGCUCUGAUGAGAACAGGCCACUGUAUGAGACGGUCAAGUGCGCGUUGCAGGAUUUCACUGUGUUGCCAACGCCAAUCUAAGUAGUGAGACCAAAAAUACCAUAUUAUAGUAGUAAAACCAUGGAGAUAUAAAUAAAUUGAAAAUGUAGUAAACUCUCUGUCAUAUACAUACUGUUUACUUUUUAAAAAAUUCAAAAUCUAAAUGUGCCAGCCUAUUAUUGAUAAUUGAGUAAUGCAGGUAUUGUGGGGGCUUACAAAAUAUAUACAUUUCGUUUUGUCAGUAGAUAUUGGCCCACGAGAGAAUAAAUCUAGUGUUAGCAGUCUUCCAGUCGUACCAGUGGUUUUGGUCUAAUUUAAACUAUAAUUAGUAAUAUAGUGUUCGUUCGUCUGACCACAGACUGCCGUACUAUUUGGCAACUCUUCUACAUGGUAUAGGCUUGGUCUCAGUGAACAACGAGCGAAGGCUAAGCAACUCUACUAUGUUCAUAGUAUAAGCUAUAAGUUCCCAUUAUGCUCAACUUACAAGGGAUUCUAAUGACAUCAAAUGAAUUCAAUUAAAUAUUAGGGAGUUUGAAAUUCUGAAUUGGAAUGACUGGAAACAACUUAAGAGAAAGGAAAAAUUGGCGCUGGCGGGAUAUGAAACCGGAUCUCCCCCGUUACGUGAUAGGCGACAUACGAAAUUGGCAUUCAGCGCUAGCUGCCAACCAACUUUUAGGAUCGACUGUUAGAGGCAAAUCCCACCCUAUCCACACCUAUUGUCAGUUAAACACCACCAGAUGUGGUGCUGAAUAGCUUGAGAAAGCAAGAUGAAAAGGUGGUUCAUAUUCCUAUUUCUCAAGUUAUUGUUAUCAAAAAUAUAUCCACCGUUACGCUUAUCCGAUAAAGCAUCUACACCUUUUAAGAAUGGACUCCGUUCAAUAAGACGAUGCGCAGACAAUGAGGAAGUCAAUAAAAGUGUAUUCCGAAUUAUUAAAUUCCAAUCAAAUGUAUGGAGAACCGCCAAGUUAAUACGAUUGAUUUAAAUAUUUUCAACACCCCUAAUGACGUUUAUGACAGUUUUUUUUUUGAAGCUGCCUGGAAGAUCUCUCCAUCCGUUUGUUUUGAUCAUCAAAAAAAUUCAUGCAAAUUGAGAGUGGGUGGGAGUAAAAAAAAUAAGUCACAAAACCUCAUAAGUUUGACCUCUUCUUGAUUGAUAUUCAUUCACAAAACGAAAUAGUCAUAUUUUGGAUACUCAACUUUUCAAUGCGCCCUCUAUAAAUGUGACAAACUUUUCUAUAAGGAAAUCCUAUUCACAGUAACUACUCGUAGAUAUAUAUCUCGGAAUGCUUAGUUAUUACCACAACAUAAAGAGGAAGGAUAUUUAUUUGGACCAGGAAGGCAUGUGGGUAAACGUUAGAAAAUCUCAUGGUACAUAAUAAUUUCCUUAUUUCGUUAAAUAGGAUUUGCUGGUCUGCUACUGGUAGGAUAAUAAUCUUAUUAAAAAUAAAAAGAACAUAUAUUUUGAAUUCACAAGUAUCAUUUUUUAUACCAUCUAUCUCUACUAUUAAUCACAGAGCAGUGCCACAGGAUGCCCGUGAUGUCGUUAAAUAUACAAUCACCUAGUCCUCCGUUUUCAGGAAAACAAGAAUGCAGAACAUAAGCUUUUGUCUGCGAGACCUGCUUCUUUGAUGCAUACUUUGGUUUGGCAUGAUACCUCUACAAUUAAAACUUGCAAAACUUUGCUGUUUUGGUCUCACUAUAUUAGUUUAUUAGCUCCAGCACGUUAAAUUCCCAGUAACUGUUGAAUAUCUUUUAAUGAUGAUGGAAGCCUGACUUCAGUUAGUAUCAGACCCUUUGUAGUUGUUAUCAUAUUUGAGAUAAAAAGUUUUAUCAUACUUCAUUCAUUUUCGAAGCUGUAAAUGCAUUAUGAAUAUACAAAAUGGUGAUUUGAUGAAGAGUAGCGAUUUACCCGUUAUAUUAUUCAUAAGUGCUCAAUUAUGGUUUUCUAAAUAAUUUCGGAAUAAUGUCUGAAUUUUAAUUUUGAUUAACAACCAUACAAUUUGAAAGAUUCCGCAGAACCAUUUGGGGAGUCGCUUUAGGCUAUUCUUUUUAAUUUAAUAUACUUAUUAAUUCAACAUGUAGAACAAAAGUAUCCGUGCUAUCAAAAGCUUAUCCAUAACUAGUUCCGAGGCCUGUAUAGUCUGUACUCUUACCAUUACCAUGUUAUCACAUAUACCGGGUAGCCCAAAUUGCAUGGUUGGGAUAUUGUUCCGAGAUAAAAAUAGGAAUAUAUUUUAAAAAUGUUGAGGAUUUUACAGGGUGCUUUACGAGAGUACAAAGUUGUUUUUUAUAGACACCUCUAUACUUUUAUUAAAUGUUUCGUUAGACCUACAUUCUUCCGUACGGCAACCAGUACAUAGCCCGCUUUAAUAGACAGAGUACUGAAAUUUCUGAAACAAGAGAUCUGAUAAUCAGGUUUUGAAAUAGUUUGCGCCUCGGAGCAAUAAUCCGUCCAUUCUAGUUUGGACCAUUCUGUACAUGUGAUCGAAUUGCAAUGUUGGUUAAUCGGUCAGUAGGGAUGAUGACAACUUCAGUAAAUAGCGAACAAGUACUUUGUUUACUGAUCUCACCAUUAACUGUAAUAAAGUAUGGAUUGCCCAACUUGCCGCUCUGUAUCUUGGAAACUACUUUAUUCUACAUGAAACCUACGACGUACUAUACAUUUGAAAACAAUAUCCGAAAGCCAUUGCCCAUAAUUCUGCUACUGUGUAUUUUUAACUAUUAGGUAAAACGUGGGAAAAUGGGGAAGUAUUGGUGAAUUAGCUAAGUUUCAUAACUUACAGAAUUGCUAAAAGGUACUUAUCAGGCAGCUUGUCUAAACCAACAGAAUGACUCCCUUUGAAGCUCUAAAGCUCAUUAGUUUCUGUUAGGACAGUCAGGUUAUUGACACGUCAAAAGGACAUGACACUAGUUGCCCUUGUAUCUCAUAUUCUUAUGUUAGUGUUUUCGUGUCUAUUCGUAAAGACGGACUUUGUCGAAUCUACAAUCGUUCUUGUUAUUGGAAAAUGGGAUACUCCUAGGAUAUGAUGUGUUCUUGGGCUAUUUAACUCUGUACGUAAAUACCGAAUGUGAUGUUAUUUGUAAAUAUAGUUGAGGCUUGUAUAUGUAAUGUAUGUAUAUUUCACCGACACGGAAUCUAACAGUGUACUAUAAUUAAUUGAAUAACUGUAUAUAACUUAUAUUGUUCCCUUCUUAAGUUGAAGGUUUGUUCCCGUUGUUACUUUUUUAGGAGAAUUUCGUUUCGUUUGAGAUGUUCUGUUGAAGUACCUGUACAAAUUAUUGUGAAUUACCUUUCAGUUAGAGGAGUGUAUAUUUUAAUAUUGCUUCUAUAAGGAUUUUAGAAUAAUUUUUAGAUACUCUGUGAUUACGUAUACUUAGUCUUUAUAAAGGUAGAACAAAUAGUGUAUUUGUAUAAGCAUAAACUACUGCAGAUUUUACGAACAAGAUUUCAUAAUUAUGCAGUUCUGAUACAUAUUUUGCAUAAUACAAACUGCAUUUGGCUGUUGGUUCUAUGAUUGAUUUAGCAAAAAAUGAUUGGAUUAAUUGUUUGUUAUCUUUAAGGCACACGUUUUAGUGAUGCUUGUCUAAAAAACAAUGUUCAAACUCAAAAUUAUUUUUUCAUAUAGGUGUCGAACGUCAAACUAUACGGUUACCAAUUAGCCAAAUCUAGGCUCAUUUGGCAUAAUUCUGUUUGGCAUAUCAACCAAAAAUAUCUGUUGGUAAAGUGUACUAUUGCUGGCAAGGAAACUCUACCUCUGUAAGUUUACACUUGCCCUCCAUGACAUUUAAAGAUAGUGUGGUCAAUUUAUUCCUGCAACAAUACACUUUACCAAUGUCAACAGAAAUUAUUUGAACAAAUCAGUCACAAUAAUGUCAAAAAAACUACAUUUGAGCUUGAAGUUAAACGAAUUUAUCCUACAAGUACGUUGACCUCUCAUGACGUGUAACCAACCCUAAUGUUGUUUCUAAUAGACUUUGAUAUGGGCUGCACUUUAACCAUAAGAUGAAGAUAAAGAGUCGCUGCAUCAGGAAUAGUCCUAUUUGGAGAACAUGGAUAGAGAAAAUAAGGUGCACUUAUGCAUUUAAGCAGAACAGUGAAGAGUGUGUCCUUUUAGCAUGGACAACAGGUCCACUUUAAGCUUUGUUCAGCAUAAUAAAAGUUUGUUCGUGAAGUCUCACACUAACUUUCCCCGCAGUGUGCAAUGAUGUAAUUGAUAUAUUAUCAAUAAUUCCCAUAGUGUGUGGAAGGACUAUAAGUUUUGGUUAAGUUUUCCUGAAUAUUGUUUUUCUCAUUGGCUUAUACCUACAAUGGUGUUUUUUUUACUGUGCUGUUUACCCAAAAAAUUGUUGUGUGAUUGUAUAUAUGAAUUAUAUAUUCAAAUUCGCAUAAUUAUUUGUUCACACCAACUAUAUAUGUUAAAAUACAUGUGUUGUUAAUAAAUAAAGUAUUUGAAAU